UAGAACGAAGGGCUUUGACGGGGUUUUACGAACCUGAAACUUCACUCCACACUCCCUAUAUUCUCUAAUACCGCCUUCUUCAGUUCUUCAACCCAGAAAUUCUCCCCAAAUUUUCCCGCCCCGACACCCUCUUCUUCCUCAUUUUUACCUCACUCUCCCAAAAUCACUAUUUUUAGGGUUUCCGCAAUUUCUCAAAGCUCCAACAAUGGUGUCCCCUAAACUACUCCUUUCAACAAUUGAAUCCACGCUUCUAAGUUCUUCACCUCCUUCUCCUUCUGAUCGGAUUGAGCUUAUGCACGCAGUUCGCAGUUCUCUAUCUUCUCUCCAGAACCUCCUCUCUUACCCUCCCCCGAGACCUUCGGACCGAACUGAGGUGCAAUCGAAAGAAGUCCGGUUGCCGGAAUCACCACCGAUAUCUUUGGACGAUCAGGACGUCCAACUUGCUCUGAAACUGAGUGAUGAUCUUCACUUGAAUGAACUUGAUUGCGUCAGGUUGCUUAUUUCUGCUAACCAAGAGUGUGGCUUGUUUGGACGAGAACCUUUGGAAAUUUUGCGUCUAGCAACGGGACUCUGGUAUACAGAAAGAAGAGAUUUAAUCACAGCCUUGUACACUCUAUUAAGGGCUGUUGUUCUUGAUCAGGAUCUUGAAGGGGAUAUGGUGGCUGACAUUCAAAAAAAUUUGGAGGAUCUUAUAAAUGCUGGGCUUAGACAACGGCUGAUAAAUUUAAUCAAGGAACUCAAUUGGGAAGAACCAGCUGGUUUAGGGGGCCCUAACGCAGAGCGUUUUAUCAUUGAUGCUCGUGGUGCUAUUGUAGAACGGCGAGCAGUUGUUAGCCGGGAAAGGCUUAUUCUUUCUCAUUGCCUUGUUCUGUCUGCUCUGGUUGUUCGCACAACUCCCAAAGAUAUAAAGGAUAUUUUCUCCGUUCUGAAAGACAGUGCUGCUGAACUCAACAGUUACACAGAGACCUCAAAAUAUCAGAUUACAUAUGGCAUCCUCUUUUCUCUUGUAAUUGCAUUCACUUCUGAUGCUUUAAGCACUGUCCCAGAGAAAGUGUCUGUCCUUGCUCGUGAUGCUUCCUUCAGACAAGAAUUUCAGGAUAUUGUAAUGGCUCCCGUUAAUGAUCCAACCGUUGGUGGUUUUGUUGAUUGUGUACGACUGGCUUGGUCAGUACAUUUGAUGUUGAUACAAGAAGGAGCUGCGGCAAGGGAUACGAUCUCCACUGCUCCAUCCAAAGACUUGCAGAAUUUUAGUUCUUGCUUGGCAGUAAUUUUCACAAACAAUGUGUUUCAGUUUUUCCUGGACAACGUUCUUCGAACUGCUGCUUAUCAGAAUGACGAUGAAGAUAUGACGUAUAUGUACAAUGCUUAUCUUCACAAGCUUAUCACUAUAUUCUUGUCUGAACCACUUGCUAGAGACAAGGUUAAAGAGGUCAAAGAGAAGGUUAUGACAACGCUAAGCCCUUACCGCAUGGGCGGACCACAUGGCUUUUCUCACAUGGACAACCUAAAUGCUGAUCAUGCUGCUGAAGUGGACCGUCAACCAUUUAUGUCCUUGUUGGAGUUUAUUAGUGAAAUUUAUCAGAAAGAACCAGAAUUACUCUCUGGCAAUGAUGUAUUGUGGACAUUUGUGAACUUCGCUGGGGAAGAUCACAGUAAUUUUCAUACGCUGGUUGCUUUCUUGAAAAUGCUUGGCGCCUUGGCUUGCAGUCAAGAGGGUGCAUCAAAAGUUUUUGAGCUGCUUCAGGGGAAAACUUUUCGUUCUGUUUCCUGGAGCACUCUGUUUGAUUGCCUGUCAAUUUAUGCUGAUAAAUUCAAGCAGUCUCUUCAGAGCACUGGUUCUUUGUUGCCAGAAUUUCCAGAAGGGGAUGCUAAAGCAUUGGUUGCAUAUUUGACUGUUCUUCGAAAGGUUGUCGAAAAUGGAAAUCCCACUGACCGGAAAAACUGGUUUCCUGAUAUUGAGCCAUUAUUUAAACUCCUUAGUUAUGAAAACGUGCCUCCUUUUCUCAAGGGUGCCUUGAGAGAUGCUAUUGCAGUGUUUAUUCAAGUUACUGCGUUGAUGAAAGACACUAUAUGGGGUUAUCUUGAGCAGUAUGAUCUGCCUGUUGUAGUUGGACCUCAAGUUGGAAAUACACAACCAAUGUCUACCCAGGUGUAUGAUAUGCAGUAUGAGUUAAAUGAAAUUGAGGCAAGGAGAGAAUUUUACCCCUCUACAAUUUCAUUUAUAAAUCUUUUGAAUGCUCUUAUUGCUGAAGAAAAAGAUUUCAGUGACGGAGGCCGCAGGUUCGUUGGUAUAUUCAGAUUCAUAUAUGAUCAGGUCUUUGUGCCUUUUCCGCAAAGGGCCUAUGCAGAUCUGUCUGAAAAAUGGCAGUUAGUAGUUGCUUGUCUUCAUCACUUUCGAAUGAUAUUAAGUACAUAUGAGAUCACAGUUGAGGAUAUUGAGAGUGUGGUUGACAGAUCUCAGCUUUCAACAGUUCAGCAACCUGUUCAACACCAACUACAGCUUCCUGUUGUUGAGAUUAUGAAGGAUUUCAUGAGUGGUAAAACAGUAUUCAGAAACAUUAUGGGUAUUCUCUCACCUGGGGUCAACGCAAUCAUCACUGAACGCACUAGCCAAAGAUAUGGGGGCCUUUUGGAGAAAGCUGUUCAUUUAUCUCUGGAGAUCAUGAUUCAUAUUUUGGGAAAGGAUAUACAACUGGCUGAUUACUGGCGCCCUCUUUAUCAGCCUUUGGAUGUGAUACUCGCACAAGAUCAUAAUCAAAUUGUAGCUUUGUUGGAGUAUGUAAGAUAUGAUUUACAUCCACUUAUUCAGCAAUGUUCCAUCAAAAUCAUGAGUUCUUUGAGCUCUCGAAUGGUUGGGCUUGUUCAGUUAUUACUGAAAUCUAAUGCUGGUAGCUCCUUGGUAGAGGAUUAUGCUUCCUGCCUGGAGAUACGCUCACAAGAAAGCCAGAAUGUUGAGAAUUGCGGUGAUGAUCUGGGUGUGCUCAUACUCCAGCUUCUUAUUGAAAAUAUCAGUAGGCCAGCACCAAAUGUGACUCAUUUGCUACUAAAAUUUGAUCUGGAUACCCCAAUUGAGCGUACAGUCUUACAGCCAAGAUAUAAUUACAGUUGCUUAAAGGUUAUUCUUGAUAUGCUGGAUAAACUUUUGAAGCCGGACGUAAAUGCAUUGCUUCAUGAGUUUGAGUUUCAGCUUCUUUAUGAGUUAUGUGUUGAUGAACUUACAUCUGGUCCAGUAAUGGAUCUAUUGAGUAAUAAGAGAUAUCAUUUUUUCGUCAAGCAUUUGGAGACGAUUGGCAUUGCUCCACUGCCUAAAAGGAAUAAUGCCCAGGCUUUAAGAACCAGUUCACUUCAUCAGAGAGCCUGGCUGUUGAAGCUGCUUACAGUGGAGCUGCACUCUGGCGAUGUGACUGAUUCCAGUCACAGGGAAACAUGUCGUAAAAUUCUUGCCUAUUUGUUUGGGCAAGAUAUGAACGAACUGGAGGGUGAUCAAGAUAUUCCUUCUCUGCAAAAUAGAGAAAGUGCUGGAACUAGAACAUUCAGUAAGAGCAAGGCAUUAGAGCUGCUUGAUAUCAUACAAUUUAGAGCACCUGAGGCCACUAUGGACUAUUCACAAGUUGUAUCUAAUAAGAAAUGUAGCUUGCUAGCCGAGGAGAUACUUCGAAGUUCUGCGCCCGAAAAGGAUGGUGUAUACUAUUACUCAGAGCGUGGUGAUCGUCUAAUCAAUCUUACAUCAUUCCGGGACAAACUUUGGCAGUUGAGCUCCUUUGGCAAUGAACUCGAGGUUAAUGACUUACGAGAGAUAGUUCAACAAUUGCUUAGAUGGGCUUGGAAGUACAACAGAAAUCUGGAGGAACAAGCUGCUCAACUUCAUAUGCUAACUGGCUGGUCCCAGAUUGUUGAGAUCUCUGCUUCAAGAAGAUUGUCAUCCCUCGAAAAUAGAACUGAAGUCUUGUUUCAAUUGCUUGAUUCCUCUAUGAGUGCUUCUGCGUCACCCGACUGUUCUCUCAAGAUGGCACUUUUGUUGACUCAGGUCGCCCUCACAUGUAUGGCCAAGCUGCGGGAUGAUAGAUAUUUAUACCCCGCUGGUUUAAAUUCAGAUGCUGUAACAUGUCUUGAUGCUAUCAUGUUUAAACAAUUAUCAAACGGAGCUUGUCUCUCUAUAUUGUUUAAACUUACUCUGGCACUACUGAGGCAUGACUCAUCAGAAGCCUUGAGAAGAAGGCAAUAUGCGUUGCUACUGAGCUAUUUCCAGUACUGUCAACAUGUGCUUGAUCCAGAUGUACCAAGGAGGAUGCUGCAGCUACUACUUGGUUCCGAUCAGGACAGUGAAGAUAUGGACCUUGAAAAGAUUGACAAAGAGCAAGAAGAACUAGCGCGGUCAAAUUUCUCUAUAUUGAGGAAAGAAGCUCAAGCCAUUCUAGAUUUGGUCAUAAAAGAUGCAACCCAAGGCAGUGAAUCUGGGAAGACUAUAUCUCAUUUUGUUCUUGAUGCACUAAUAUGUAUUGAUCAUGAUAAAUUCUUCUUGAACCAACUUCAAAGCAGAGGUUUCCUAAGGUCUUGCUUGAUGAGCAUCAGCAACUUUUCUCAUCAGGAUGUUCGACGCACUAUGGAGAACUUGCAGAGAGCCUGCACACUUGAGGCUGAACUGGCCUUGAUGUUGAGAAUCAGUCAUAAAUAUGGAAAGGCCGGGGCUCAGGUUCUAUCCUCUAUGGGUACAUUGGAGCAUUUGACUUCUUGCAAAGCAAUAUAUAUGCCAUUGAAGGGAAGUUUAAGACGGUUGGAGACUAGGAUUGGAAGGGAACUGCCUGCGAAUGCCAACCAGCAGCAAGUAAUAGUUUCUCCAGUAUUGAGAUUGGUGUUGUCUCUGACUUCAUUGAUUGAUGCAUCAGAUUUCUUCGAGGUGAAAAAUAAAAUCGUACGCGAGGCCAUCGAGUUUGUGAAAGCCAAUCCUUCUCUGUUUGACCGUGCUCUGCAAGAAAACAUUUUUGAAGUUGAUGAACUGAUGAUGGAGUUUAUCAAUCUUGUUGUUGGCAUAUUGAGUAAGGUCUGGCCUUAUGAGGAGAAUGAUGAAUUUGGAUUUGUUCAAGGCCUUUUCCGGAUGAUGUGUGAUAUGUUCUCACAAGAUUCUGAAUCAUUUUCUUCUGUCCCUUCUGGGUUGUCUCCCUUGAACCAAAGGAGGUCAGAACUAAAGAAAUUUCAAGUAGGCUUCAGGCUCAGUUCAUACCUUUAUUUCCAAGUGACGAAGAAAGCCCUUAGGUUGCAGGUCUCAGAUGGUCAAUCUGCUUACAAAUUUGGUGGAAAACAGCAACCAACACUAGCAUUGCUUGGCCAUUUUCUCAACACUGUAACCAGUGCUCUUGAAAGGGCUGCUGAUGAGAAGUCUCUGUUACUUAACAAGAUUCAAGACAUAAAUGAGCUAUCAAGACAAGAAGUGGAUGGCAUAAUCAAUUCCUUUACAGAAAAGACUCGCGUUUCUUCAUCAGACAACACAAACACAAGACGGUAUAUUGCAAUGGUGGAGAUGUGUCAAAUAGUUGGAGACCGAGAUCAGCUAGUUACUUUAUUACUUGUACUGGCAGAGCAUAUGCUGAAUGUGAUGCUUACACAUUUCCAGGACGCUUCUUUAAUGGCUGGAACGAAUGGAACUGCGAAGCAGAUUGCCUAUACUUCAGAUGUGGAGUCUAAACAGGAUCUCUCAUCAUUAUGUGGAAAGUUACUUCCCAUCUUAGAAAGAUUGGAACUGCUAAAUGAGGAUAAAAUUGGACAGAGUCUUAAGGUGUUUGGCAGAUUAGUAACAUCACUCAAGGAGUUGACCAUCCGAAAACUGGCGUUAUGACUGUCAUCAAGCUCAGAAGUUCUAUAGGAUUUUUGAGGUUGAUAUAAUUUUAUUGUAAUGUUGAAUGUCUACAUAUAUCUGCUGUGACCUACAGCAUGAACGAUGUUCUCAUAAUUAUAAGGGUCAUUGUUUGUAUAUAUUCAACCUGCCGUUGCCCUUGUUUUGUUUGACCGGUUUAAGGGUAGCAUGUAGUCGAUUGUAUCUGGGAGGAGGAAAGUGCAGACAGUUUCACUGUUUCAGUCAAUACUCAAUAGUAUGGAAUAUCGUACCAUACUUGCAGAAAUAUUGUAUUGGUGCAAAUAGUAUAUUUCACAUACUAUUCUUAUUA
Messenger RNA from Spinacia oleracea (spinach), 6161 nucleotides. Its product is annotated as nuclear pore complex protein NUP205. The transcript has 45 exons. The coding region runs from base 206 to 5833 and encodes 1875 amino acids. The record is from RefSeq and is a predicted model, not a curated record. NCBI's taxonomy places the organism in Eukaryota, Viridiplantae, Streptophyta, Magnoliopsida, Caryophyllales, Amaranthaceae. Gene Ontology annotation, cellular component: nuclear pore.